UAUGAUCGCAAUGACUCACGGGAUGAUAGGCGCGAUGACUUUCGAAGCUACAAACGUGAAACUGAUUCACAUCACGUUUCACGAUCUACAAAAGAUGAUCGAUACGAAAAAGAGUCUAGUCAUAGAUCUAAACCUUUCUACCGCGAUGAUGAUGAUUCAUGCAGACGAUAAGGUCCAACUGAAUCAAAGCAUCAGAAAACUCAUCUCACUAUCAAUGGUUGAAUGGAAAAACAAAUAUGUAAAUCACGACUUCUUUUGGACACAGGUUGUACUACUUUAAAAUCUCAUAUCACUAUUUCUUGAUGUAUAGUCCAUUUUACAAGUUAUGAAUGCAAGUCGUGUGGUUCAGAUCAAAAAAUCAAUCCGUUUACCUGAUCUUUUAUCCCAAAUUGAACCCAUGAAGAGUAUCGUGAAACAAACUUUUUGCUUAUCAAGCUCCCCUUUGGUUCCAGUUUUUGCAUCGGAUUCAAUGGAUGUGAAAUUGAAGUUUUUUCGCAGUCUUGUGUUUAGUGUCUGUAAGUUUUUGAUAAGAGGACAAUUGAAGAUCUAAGCUCUUGUGUUUUUGAUCUUUACUGGUCUCAGAACUGCAAUUCAUAUAAUAGACUUUGUAAUCAAGUAAAUUGUCAGCCUCCAACUUUUUGUUUAUAUUCAAAUCAUACCUUUGCACAACAUGAUGAUGUGUCCUGCUAUAAGAUCUUAUGGGGGUUCUGGUGGCAAAAGUUUGGAAAUCUGCGUAUACCCAUACUCUCUUUUUACAAUCG
This is a messenger RNA of Melampsora larici-populina 98AG31, 761 nucleotides long. RefSeq lists its product as uncharacterized. The record is from RefSeq and is a predicted model, not a curated record. The annotation marks the transcript as partial. The transcript has 2 exons. NCBI's taxonomy places the organism in Eukaryota, Fungi, Basidiomycota, Pucciniomycetes, Pucciniales, Melampsoraceae.